AUGGGAGCUUGGAGAGCAACGUUUCUGUUCGUUGUAAUUAUCUCUUGCACCUUGGUAUUUUAUUUCAACCCGACCAAGUAUAUUCAGCUUAUACAUUACGACUCAUUAUCUGGAAUAACUUUGAAUAAAUUCCCUGGGAUAAGUUUUGAAAUAAAAAAUGAAUUGGCCACAAAAAAUUCAAGUCGGACAGCAGAGCUGAAAAUGAAAGUAGUGGCCGCCCUUACGACAACCCGUCCCCCUGGACCAUUGAGGGAAGAGUCCUGUGACAUUGAAACAGCUUUGCUCUUUUUAAGAAUGAAUAAAAAUUCAUCAAUCGAUAAUUACACCGACCCGCUUGCUAAUGUUAUUCCAAUUGGAGGAUCGAAUUGGUUGUUCAACAAAAAGGUCCCAUGUGUUUUAGAUCAAAAUAUUUUUAAUUCUACGAAUCAGGAGCAAUUUCAAACAUUCAUUGCUUGUUCAAAUGAGGCAGUGACAGUGAAAAAAAUCAAAAUAGAUUCAAACUCAAGCGCUCAGAUUUUCAAGUUCCCAGACGCUUGUCUCGGGAAAGUGAUUUCAACUUCUUGUGGAGAUGGUAAACGAGUCCCUAAUGUUGUUCAUUAUAUCUGGUUUGGAAACAUUGCUUUUGAUUUUAUCUAUUUUGUGAGUUUCUACAGUGUUCAUAAAUACCAAAAGCCGUGCUUAAUACUUCUUUAUUACGAGUUUCUACCCUCGGGCAAGUGGUGGAAUCUUCUUCGACAUAUAGUGCAUAAUAUAGUGUUGGUUCAAGUGACGCCUCCUACCUUUAUAUCUGGAAAAAAGAUCAAAUUUGUUCAACACAAAGCUGACAUCAUGCGACUUAUAAUAUUAAAAGAGUAUGGAGGCAUUUACAUGGACACUGAUGAGUAUUUCUUGAGACCAGGGGAUGAAUUGAGGAACUCGAAUUGCACAAUGGGUAAAGCACAUGAUAAAUCCAUUGGAAGUGCGCUGAUAUAUGCAGAAAAGGGUGCGUUAUUCAUUGAAAAAUGGAUCGAUAGUUAUAAAAACUAUGAUCCGUCAAAAUGGGGAGACAACUCUGUACUUAUGGCCGAAAAACUAGCCCGGAAGUUUCCUGAUCUCAUUCAUGUGUUCGAACACCAUUGUGCAUUCUAUCCACAUGGAUUACUUUUGUAUAACCAGAACUACAAAUGGUCGCAUAGCUAUGGGCUACAUAUCUAUAAAGGAGGACACAGACCAGAGCUUCAAAAAAUAAACUUUGAAACUGUGCGGAAUAUUAAUAAUACUAUCGGAGCGGUCUUCCGAUACAUACUAUUUGGAAGUAAGGAGCUGUGUUCUAGUUAGUGUAAAACAGACUUUAAACUUGUUAAGGUAAAGUGAAAUUUACAUGUAUGUCUGGAUUUUUUCUGCGAGGUGCUAUAUCAGGAUUUUGUUAUCAUGGGGUUUAUUUUAUUUAGAUUGUUGCUGUAUUAAGUUUAUAUAAUGAGAAUGAUUCGUAUUAGAUACAUGUAAACUUACAAAAAUGUAGUAUCUUUAAAAUGAAUGAAUAUUGACAUAACAUUAAAUAUCUUUGCCGUAUUAUGAAAUUAGUCUUAUAUCAAAAUUAGCCAUGUUUCGAAACAAAACGAAAUUCAGGCUAUUUCUGUCUGAUUCUGCUUUCCAUUGAAGAAAUCGGCAGGGCUAUAAUAACAAAUAUAAUUUUACUAGUUGCAAGGAAAUAUAGUUUUUCAUAGGUUUUUUAGAGAAAUCCUUCAGGUAAAAUGGAAAAUGUUUUUAGACAUCAUAUUUAGAAAUUAAAGGAUGGUUGACCUCGUAUAACUUGUUUUCUGAACAAUAAUUUAUUUACAAUACAUGCUUUCAUAUUAUCACCAUUAUUCAGAAAUCAGAUAAAAAAAUUAAUUAAUCGAGAAAAUUAGAACUUAUUUAAUAAGUAUUAUUUUCUGUGGUGCUCAAAGCCUGAUUCUUUGUAUCUAUGAAGCACUUCUGUCCAUUUCAAAUCUUAUUCUUCGAAGAUUAACUUUAUUACAACAUGAAGGAAAUUUCAAUUAUAGUUUUGAGGGACACUUUUUAAAUAUCAAAAGUAAUAGUGAAUGUCAUUGAAUACAAUAAUUAUAUCUUUUACCUAGUUUAUUGAAAAUUUCAUGCAAAGUUCUAUACAAUAUUAUAUAAUUGUGGUUUUUCAUUGUCAUCUAUGGAUUUUUCUUUUGCAUUCUGAUUAUAGAUCGAGUCCUUAAAGGGGCAUAACCACAAUUUUGGUUAAAAUUAUUUUUUUUCGAUUUUAUAUUCAAAAUGCUUCAGUAAAGCAUUUUUAACAGGCAACAAAAAUUUGAGUGUCAUUCGUCAAGCUAUAAGCAAUUUACAGAGUUUAAUGUUCUUUGCAAUGUAAGCAAAUCUUUUGUUUAUAUUUUGAAUGUAGCAUUAGAGGUUUCAGUUUUAUGCCUAAACUAAAUGUGUUAAAAGUUAACAACUGUUUAUUUAUGCUUAAAAUGAAUAAGAAGGUAGACAAAUCAGCUUGAAAAAGAUUUUUAACAGGUAAAUUGAACGUAUAUAUAUAUAUAUAAACAAAAACAGGACAUGAGCCUUGUUUUCAUUACAAAGAACUGUGAGCCAUGUAUCUUGCUUAUAACUCUACGACUGACUCUCAAAUUGAAAUGAAUGUCUAAAGCAUUGUAAAUAAUGAAAACAGAAAAAUACAAUUUGACCAAAAUCGUGACCAUGCCCCUUAAUUAAUGUCUACUAUCUCAAAACGACAAAAUUUCAUUAAAAUUAAUUUAUGUUCUUUCCUUUGUUAUCUGAUGAGAUAUCGAUAAAAAUUAACAAUCAAGUA
Molecule: messenger RNA, 2800 nt
Organism: Magallana angulata
Lineage: Eukaryota; Metazoa; Mollusca; Bivalvia; Ostreida; Ostreidae
Exons: 4
Coding region: 1-1317 (438 amino acids)
Source: RefSeq, a predicted model, not a curated record